AGAUCGGAGUAGUCAACAAAACGUCAACAGGAAGCAAGGAAAGCAGACUUGACGUUUUGUUCUAGCUAUUCAGCGAACUGGAGAUCAGUCGCUUUUGCAGAGGAGGUACAUAUUUUGUAUUAGAAAGUUACAAUAUGGCCAAGGUUCCGAUGCGGACAGUAUUAGCAGGAGGACCUGCCUCUUUCGAUCCCGAUUCCGCGGUGCACUGUGGCUUCGGUGCUGGGAGACUUGCGUUGGCGGAGAAUUUGAAAGGAGCCGAGGAGGUACCGAUGGAUCGCGUAUUGCAGCAUUUGAACGGCUUGGAGGACGAGAGUCGUGGCGAUGGUAUUUUGCAGUAUAGUGAUGACACUGCCAUGACCCGUUGUGUGGUCCAGUCUCUGCUGGCCAGGGCAGGGUUUGACGAGCGAGACAUGGCAGGCAGGUUUGCAGUGGAAUAUAGCCAGUCUCCUGGGCGGGGUUACGGGGCAGGUGUGAUCCAGGUGUUGAGGAAGCUUGCUUCGCCGAACCUGAACGAUGUCUUCCAGCCAGCACAAGCUCAGUUCAGUGGUCGUGGCUCGUUUGGGAAUGGCGGUGCAAUGAGGGCUGCACCUUUUGCGCUGGCUUUCAGUAAAAUAGCCGACAUUAAGAGGUACUCCAGGCUUGGUGCAAUGUUGACCCACUCCUGUUCACUGGGUUACAAUGGAGCCGUACUGCAAGCCCUUGCGGUCCACCUGUCCUUACAGGGGGCUUUGGAACAGCCAGAUGAGUUUGUCAGAAAACUCCUCUUGGAAAUGGAGGAGGUGGAAGGAGAGGAUGUUGCCCGCAGUGACGCAAGAGUUCUCAAUCAGCCAGAGUUCCCAUUCUGUAAACGUCUGCACAAAGUCAAGGAUCUGAUGGAAAGAAACAAUGUCAGCAUUGAGGAAGUCAUAUCUGAACUAGGCAAUGGCAUUGCAGCCCUGCACUCUGUCCCCACUGCCAUCUUCUGUGUGCUGCACUGCCUGGAGCCCCGGGAGGCCCUGCCUGAGCACUACGGUGGCCUGGAAAGGACAAUGGCUUACAGUCUAGCCCUGGGGGGAGACACAGACACCAUUGCCUGCAUGGCAGGCGCCAUUGCCGGGGCCCACUAUGGAAUCGAUGCAAUCCCCCAAGCCUGGCAGCGGUGCUGUGAAGGGGCUGAGGUUGCUGAUAUUAAUGCUGAGCGCCUACACACCCUGUAUCACCAGGCACUGACUGAAGGAGACUCUGGGACCGAUAGUCAGCCACACUCACACAGCAGCACGCAACCCCCUAAGUGAUCCUCUCAUUCCUUGGUCCUUUUUUUGCCAUCUGUUGAACACUAAUCUGUCAUGAAUAUCAACCCCUGGACCCCCCAUGUAAAUGUAGGAAAGUAGUUAAUAAAUCCUUUUUAAUGUCAA
This is a messenger RNA of Esox lucius (northern pike), 1394 nucleotides long. It is a transcript of the gene adprs, whose product is annotated as ADP-ribosylserine hydrolase. Gene Ontology annotation, cellular component: nucleus; mitochondrion. Lineage: Eukaryota; Metazoa; Chordata; Actinopteri; Esociformes; Esocidae. The transcript has 6 exons. Bases 135 to 1274 code for a protein of 379 amino acids. The record is from RefSeq and is a predicted model, not a curated record.